GAUGGCGGCGUCAAGUGGGGCAGGCGCUGGUGGAGGUGGUGAAGAGGCAGGUGGCAGGGGCGAUCCCGGCGGAGCGGCGGUCCCGGCAGCUGGAUCCCCGCGUCGGGGCGUGACUGUCAUCCCGAAAGGCGGAGCUCAGGAUUCUGAAAGCUUAAGACUGCUUCCUUUAUAAUUAAGAGAACUUUGACAAGACGUUCAUACCCUGGGGAGGCUUUGGAGGAACCAUGUAAAGCACAGUCAUGCUGGCCUCUACCCCAGGCACACUGAUGCCGGGCUGACAACAAGAGGCUUGUGGACCUGAAAUUGGAUGCUGACCUUGUGGAACGUUGAUGGGACAGAGAUGGCACACCAGGAACCAGCGUCAUCUCUCAGAGAAGAUAGCCCCAGAGGUUUUGAGGGGCUUUAACACACGAAGAAAAUGGCCCCUGUCUCAGGAUAUCUUCUGCUGUGUGAGAGACCCUGGACAUGGAGCUCCCAAGUCGCCACAACAGCCAGAAAAUCCCUGGGGACGCUGUGGAAGGGGCUCCCAGACAUCACUGGAAGAGCUUCCGAAGCUGGCCUCAUUAAGGAGGUCUGGCCCCCAUGUUGUGAAGAAGGGGUGCACUUGUCCUGUCGUAACUCAAUCAGAUGCUUGAAGUUUUCAUACUUUUCUUCCAUAAGCUGGCAUCAUGACCCUCACAAAAGGUUCCUUCACCUACUCUAGCGGGGAGGAAUAUCGCGGCGAGUGGAAGGAAGGCCGCAGACAUGGUUUUGGUCAACUGAUGUUUGCAGAUGGCGGCACCUACCUGGGUCAUUUUGAGAAUGGGCUCUUCAAUGGCUUCGGGGUACUGACCUUCUCAGAUGGCUCAAGGUACGAGGGGGAGUUCGCCCAGGGCAAGUUUAACGGCGUUGGAGUCUUCAUUCGACAUGACAACAUGACAUUUGAAGGGGAAUUUAAAAAUGGCAGAGUGGAUGGUUUUGGCCUGCUGACUUUUCCCGAUGGUUCUCAUGGAAUACCUCGCAACGAAGGCCUGUUUGAGAAUAACAAGCUGCUGCGGCGUGAGAAGUGUUCCGCAGUCGUGCAGCGGGCCCAGAGCGCCUCCAAGUCCGCCAGAAAUCUCACUGCCUGACGGGCGUCGUGCGCCAGCUGACAAGUACUGGGUAAAGCAACGUCCCUGUUACUCACUCAAGGUGAACAGAUGUACCGGCUGUGAGAGGACAUGAGGAUGCCCGCAGAGAGCAGAAGCCUUGGGACGCCCCCACACCCGCCAGGCAGGGAUUCCAUCACAGAAUUCUGAGGACUCGGGCCCCGCUGCCCACAGCAGGGUCACCAGUUCUCUUUCCUUCUCUCACUUGUUGGUAUUCUGUGUCCCUAACACCUUGGGUUGCCCAGUGCAGACCUGCCUCUCCUUGAUUUCCUGCCAAGCGGGGCAGAGCCUCUUCAUUCCGCCUGUAUUUGGGGCAGUUGAUCCCAGCCCCAAAUUAGGGCUAAUGCUUUGUGCCCCCCCGAAGAAACAGGGAGAGAGGCAGGGGUGGCUUAGGCAGUUCAGCAGUCCUGUGAAAGCCACGGCCAGAGCUUUUCUGCGUGUCCCCCCGCCGCCUCCCCAUUUGCUGCUGGUCGACUUCGUGGCUCCAGGCCUCCCCCUUUGUCUUACCAGACUGCUAUUUGUGUCUGCUUAUUCCCCCUGUGAAGGGUUUGGUAAGAGUGCUGUUUCCCUGUCCCUUGACUUUAUAAGCUGUCUUCCUUACCUGAGUUCCAGCAGCUAAUCUGUUCCCUUUUUUGUGCCUCUCCUUUCUUAGAUGGGACAGGAUCCCUUUUGGGGAUAGUCAAGACACUGAUGUAAAGAGUCACCUUAGGACUUGUACUUUUUAGUUACUCCAGGGUGAAGGGCGGAUAUCCCUGGCCCAUUUCAGGCCCUAUCACGGAGUAAUUGAAUCCUUAGGGAUGGCUUGGGCUGACACAGCCCCUUCCCAGUGGACUAGGAGGUCAGACCCACCUCAACCCCUUGGGGUUUGGGUAGAAUUGGACCCAUUCUAGGACUGCAGUGAACCAAAAGAGAAUUUGGCUCCCUGCAUUUGGUCCACUGUUUACUCUUCCACCAUAAGCUUGGCCAUCAGGCCUGGGAGGUCAGAUCUUGACCGAUAGGAUCCCUAUGUAGUUCAUCAUGGAGGCCCCCCAAUUAUCCUGUGACCCAGACACGCCCAGUCCACUCCCAGCCCCUUAUCCUCACACUGAAUGUCUCCUCAACAGCAGACUGUGGUGGAAAUUAUAGCCGUGUGCCUCGAUGUAUUCUCUGAGUUGUACUGUAGAAACGAGUGUUUAUGAGGAAUAAACAAAUCACCAGAACUGCC
Messenger RNA from Felis catus (domestic cat), 2331 nucleotides. RefSeq names its product MORN repeat containing 4 (gene MORN4). Lineage: Eukaryota; Metazoa; Chordata; Mammalia; Carnivora; Felidae. The transcript has 8 exons. The record is from RefSeq and is a predicted model, not a curated record. The coding region runs from base 669 to 1109 and encodes 146 amino acids.